CUAGUAGUGGGACUGAAACCCUAACAUAAUCAUCCUUAUCGAGGUCAUGUAUGGUGCCCAAUUUUUCCUUGAUUCCUUAGAAAAAUAAUUAGCUUUAAGCGAAAAGCAAACAAUCGUUUCUGACUUUCUUAUCAUCAGGUUUUUAUAGUCAGGUACAUAACAUUGCUUUUGGCUGUCAAUGAGCACGUUUACCUACUGAUUCCUCGCUCCACGUUUCUUCACAUCAGGCAUCAGUGUUUAUCGCGUAGUACGAGGUUUCCAAGCUCAUCGACGGUAUGCCUUCGAAGAAUGGUCGGGAGUCCGAAGGGAGUGAUGCCGGUGAAGACGAGUUUCAGGUGGAAAAGAUCCUUAAAGUUCGUAUUCGUGGCGGUCGCAAAGAAUAUUUUUUGAAGUGGAAAGGCUAUCCGGACGAGGAGAAUACAUGGGAACCGGAGGAGAACCUCGAUUGCCCUGAACUUAUCAAGGAAUUUGAGGACCGGCGUGCACGGGAGAGAACUGUCAGCGGCAGUCCAGCACGUUCAUCUUCUAGCGCUGACAACGUCCGCUCUAAAAGCCGUUCCAAGCCGUCACUGGGCACUCCACAAGGCGGUUCUGCUUCCCCCAAGCAGACAACUGAUGAAACACCCGAGCCACCAAAGAAGAAACGGGCUCCAGUCGACAGUGGUGGCGCUACCCCGGAUCAGGUGUCAGAGGAUGCUAAAGGCGGCCAAGACGACGACGUCAGAGCGAAAACCCCUAAAAGCGCUGGGAAACCUCGUGGAUUCGCUCGGGGGUUGAAGGCUGAGCGUAUUAUUGGUGCGACGGACUCCAGUGGGGAACUCAUGUUCCUCAUGAAGUGGAAAGAUUCUGAUGAAGCGGAUCUAGUCCCUGCGCGUGAGGCAAAUAUAAAGUGCCCCCAAGUAGUCAUCCGCUUCUACGAGGAAAGAUUGACUUGGCACACGCCCGAAAGUCGUCCCUCUGGUGGGACACCACGUCCUGGUGCUACGACACCUAGCUCAGCGUCUGGGGCUGCUCGAACCUGAACCCCCGAUCAUGGAUAACGCAUCUAUUCGCAUUUAAUAAACUUAUCGUCAACUUAUUCUGAAUACUACAUUUUGAAUUGCUGUAAAAAUAACAUUCUGAACUUUCAUUUCAUACAGAUAUACUCGUUCAGCUACAUAAACCUUUGUUACCAAGCGCCCUAA
Molecule: messenger RNA, 1184 nt
Organism: Dicrocoelium dendriticum
Lineage: Eukaryota; Metazoa; Platyhelminthes; Trematoda; Plagiorchiida; Dicrocoeliidae
Source: the annotation of a GenBank genome assembly